AUGAAGAUCACAUUCAAGGAUCUCAAGCAGAAUAAGUUCGUCAUCGAGGCCGAGCCAUCGGAAACGGUUGGCGAACUCAAGGCCAAGAUUCAGAGCGAUAAGGGUUGGGAAGUGCCUCAGCAGAAGCUGAUCUACUCUGGCAAGAUCCUUCAGGAUGCCAAUACCAUCGAGUCGUACAACAUCGAGGAGAAGGGCUUCAUCGUCUGCAUGGUCUCCAAGCCCAAAGCGCCAGCCGCCUCCGCCAGCAAAGCUCCCUCAACACCUGCGAAGCCAGCUGCUCCAGCUCAGACACCGGCUGCGCCUGCAGCUCCCGCCGCGCCCUCUGCCUCUUCGACUACACAAAAUGUGCCCGCCACACCAUCGCCCGCCCCCGCGCAGCAAUCAGAACGCUUCAACGACCCAUCAGCGCUAACCAUGGGUGGUGAGCGCGAGGCAGCCAUCGCCAACAUGGAGAGCAUGGGUUUUGCGCGCGCGGAUAUUGAUCGCGCCAUGCGCGCCGCCUUCUUCAACCCCGACCGUGCGGUUGAAUAUCUUCUGAAUGGUAUUCCAGAGAGCGCGCUUCAGGAACAGGCACAGCAGCAGUCACAAGCUCGCGCACCGACCUCACCACCACCUGCUACCGGAGGGAACACAGGUGCGACACCAGCCGCUUCUGGAGGGGACGAACCGAUAAACCUGUUCGAGGCCGCUGCGCAAGCCGGUCAGGGUCGCGGAGGCGCUGGUGGUGCACCCUCAGGAGGUGCUGCUGGCGGUGGUGCCGGUGUGCUCAACGCCAAUAGCCUCGACUUUCUGCGUAACAACCCACAGUUCCAGCAGCUGCGACAGGUCGUACAACAACAGCCUCAGAUGCUUGAGCCGAUUCUGCAGCAAGUUGGCCAGGGCAACCCUCAGCUGGCGCAGAUGAUAGCAUCGAACCCAGAGCAGUUCCUGCAGCUGCUUGCAGAAGACGCUGACGAUGAUGCGCCGUUGCCCCCAGGCGCACAGUCCAUCUCCGUUACAGAGGAGGAGCGUGAGGCUAUUGAGCGCUUGUGUCGCCUUGGCUUCGAGCGCGACCUCGUGAUCCAGGCUUACUUCGCGUGUGACAAGAACGAGGAACUGGCCGCCAACUUCCUCUUUGAUCAGCCCGAGGAUCUGGACGACCAGUAG
Messenger RNA from Macroventuria anomochaeta, 1146 nucleotides. Its product is annotated as UV excision repair protein Rad23. The record is from RefSeq and is a predicted model, not a curated record. Gene Ontology annotation, cellular component: nucleoplasm; cytosol. The coding region runs from base 1 to 1146 and encodes 381 amino acids. Gene Ontology annotation, molecular function: ubiquitin binding; polyubiquitin modification-dependent protein binding; damaged DNA binding. NCBI's taxonomy places the organism in Eukaryota, Fungi, Ascomycota, Dothideomycetes, Pleosporales, Didymellaceae. The transcript has 6 exons. Gene Ontology annotation, biological process: proteasome-mediated ubiquitin-dependent protein catabolic process; nucleotide-excision repair.